This is a messenger RNA of Oryzias melastigma (Indian medaka), 5335 nucleotides long. RefSeq names its product disks large-associated protein 1. The record is from RefSeq and is a predicted model, not a curated record. Gene Ontology annotation, biological process: signaling. Gene Ontology annotation, molecular function: molecular adaptor activity. Bases 239 to 3826 code for a protein of 1195 amino acids. Lineage: Eukaryota; Metazoa; Chordata; Actinopteri; Beloniformes; Adrianichthyidae. The transcript is spliced from 16 exons. Gene Ontology annotation, cellular component: glutamatergic synapse; postsynaptic specialization.
AAUCCACACUCGCGCUCGUUCCAGCGGUGACUGCAGCCGCCUCCUUGCUGCCUCCAAGACGCGGACGCGGUGUGGGAUCUAGCCGCCGGUGUUCGCGCACAGCGAUGGUGUGAGGAGCCGCCGGAGAGUUUGCCGCUCUCCCUACAAGGACAGUCGUCAACAGCUCUACUCCUACCACAGGCCUGGCACCACCCACGCAUUCACUGUUUCUUCCUGUCCAUUCCUCACUCACCCUGUCAUGAAAGGUCUGUCAGGUAGCAAGAGUCACCAUCAUGUGGUCUCCUAUGAGCCAUCAUAUGAUCCACUGGGCCACCAUGUGGACCGCAAGCCAUUGUUGAUCAGUCAGAUGGACAUUCCUGUGCCCGUUCCCAUGCCAGCCGAGCACCCCUACUACAAUGCUCAGCGUACCUCGUACCCCUCUGACAGCAACAGCAUUGUCCCAUAUGGAACCUUCCCAAGGAGGUGCCACUCCACCUCCUCAUCUCACCAUCCUGAGGUAAAGGAUGAGUGUAUGGCCAUAGUACCCUAUGUAGUGGGAGGAGGAAGAGGGGGAGGAGGUGGAGGAGGCUACGGGGGUAAAAUGCAGACUCAGGUACCAGUAAACAUUGUGGACCAGUAUGAACAUCAGCCCCCAUUUUCCAGAGAUGGCUACCACACACUACAAUACAAACGAGGAGUGCUGGCCCACACUGGGGGGAUGGGAACCAAUGACAACAACAAUGACAGCCCUGGGCGAAUUCGCCAUCUGGUCCACUCUGUCCAGAAACUCUUCACAAAGUCACAUUCACUGGAGGGGCCGCACCACACACAGUCAUCUAAAGGGGCUCAUAAUGGGAGCGUUAAUGGUGGUGGUGGUGGUGGAGGAGGUGGUGGUGGUGGCUCAAGGGCCAGCCCAGAAGGUGGAACUCCAUCUGGGGGAGUGCGCCACCGGAAGCGCAGCAAGAGCCGCGAGCGCUGUCGAUCAGCGGAGCCCAAGCAUCGAAGCUACCACCACCACCACCCCCAGCUCCACGGCUCAGCAUCUGCUCCGGGCUCUGGAUACUGGAGCUCAGAUGACAAUCUGGAACGGGAGCUGUGUCUCUAUCACCCUCAUCACCACCAACCUCCACCCUCUCCUUCCCCGUCCAUAUCCCCCUCACCUAUUGCCAUGACAAUGGGCCGAUGCGUUGACAACAACCCUGACAAGUUCCCUCAGACUGCUCUCACAAGUCUCCCCAUCUCGCAUUCCCAGCAGUACUUCAUGAUGGACCCCUAUGGCACACUCAAUGAGCACUCUCACAGCCAUGCACGCCAUGGCCACACACACCACCACUCGGCUCUGAAAGCCUCCCGGAGCAACAGCGAUUUGAAAUAUGCAGCAUCGUCAGCAUGUCUACCGGUUAGUGGUAGCAGCAAUAACAGCGGUGUCGGUGGAGGAAUCAGCCCUUUGCUGCCUGUGGGUCUUUUGGACGGGCCCCUUGUGAAGAAAGGGGCGUGGUCAUCAAGCCUAACGGUGAGCAGGGCCCGAGAGGUCUACACCAACAACAGCCACAACCAGCCACGAGCCAGCGCAGGAUCCGGUAACCUAAACCUAGAUAGAGCUCUAGUCAAAUCAAAGGGCAGUCAGCAACAGGACCACUCUUGCCAUUUCUUACAGGUACCUCAAGAUGAGUGGAGCGGCUUCUCUCCUCUGGGGAAGGAGGAAGACAUCCCCUGUAGGAGGAUGAGGAGUGGCAGCUACGUCAAAGCCAUGGCUGAAGACGACAGUGGGGACUCUGAGGGGAGUCCCAAACCCUCCCCGAAAGUUCAAGCCCGACGUGCGAGCUACCUGAAAGCCACACAACCCUCGUUGACUGAGAUGACCACGCUACAGAUUUCAACAGAGCACUCCCCCAAACUGCAGAUCAGGAGCCACAGUUAUUUACGUGCAGUGAGUGAAGUUUCGAUAAACAGAAGCCUGGACACCCUGGACCCCAAAAGCCUCCUCGACCCCAAAUCCCUGUUAUCUUCACCCCAAUACCGAUCACGCAACGAAAGCUACAUGAGAGCCAUGAGCACCAUCAGUCAGAUGAGUGAAGUGGAGGUGAAUGGACAGAUUGAACAGGUCUGUGAACAGGUUUACAGUGAGAUGCAAUCUCAGGCGAUGGAAGCAGCCAUGGACAGCCUGGAGACCAUGGACACGCUUCCCAUGCCAGGAUGCUUUCGAAUGCGAAGCCACAGUUAUGUCAGGGCAAUUGAUCAGGGCUGCUCGGGAGACGAGGAAGGCGAAGGAGGAAGACCACUAUUGCUGCUGCCCUCCUCACCACCUCGUACGUCUGCAACCACUGUCAGGACCAUACAGAGCAGCACAGUCUCAUCUUGCAUUACCACCUAUAAGAAAACUCCUCCCCCAGUACCACCACGAACCUCCACCUGCUCUACAGCCUCCAAACCAUACAUCUCCAUUACUGCACAGAGCAGCACAGAAUCUGCACAGGAUGCAUACAUGGAAGAGGAAGGCCCUAGAGGUGACAUGACCAUCCAAUCAGGGCUGAGUAACUCCACAGAAAGUAUCGACAGCAUGAAGGCCUUGACAGCCGCCAUAGAAGCUGCUAAUGCUCAGGUCCAUGGACCAGCCAGUCAACACGUCAACAACAGCACCAUGACAGUCACUACACCCAACCCCUCCGCCCUGAGCAGGGGCUACUCGAUUGAAGACCACCGAGAUGAGUACAGGAAAGAAGCCCUGAGGAAGGGCAAAUGUCUCUCCAUAGGAAUCCAGGUGGACGGUCCAGAGGACUUCCCAGAUCCUGAUGAUCCAUCUAAGUUCACCUCUGUGGGAGUGCAAGUGGAGGAUGACAGAGGAUACAGAAAGUUCCAGCGCUCCAACAGUGUGACAACAGCUGUACAGGCAGAUUUGGACCUGCCAGACAUGCUCGACAUGCCUCUGGACUCCCCAGAACCCAACAGGCACAUCCUGUCCCCUAAUGCUCUGUCUCGGCAAUAUUCCCGUGAUGCCGCGACGUCCACCGUCAGCAUUCAGGGCUCAGGGAACCACUAUCAUGCCUGUGCCUCUGACGAGUACGACGAUGUUGGCUUUGAUCCAUCCAUCCUCCCUCCUCCAGACCCCUGGAUAGACAACGUCACAGAUGACCCUCUCUGUGCCAACUUUAACAGCUCUGCCAUUCUGGAGGUGGCGUCCCGAUCAGUCUGUCAGAGAGAUGGCCGCUGGUUCCUGAAGCUUCUGCAGGCUGAGACUGACCGCAUGGAGGGCUGGUGUCAACAGAUGGAGAUGGACCAGCGAGAGAACGACCUGCCUGACGAGGUUCUAGGGAAGAUGAGGAGUGCUAUGGGAAGUGCUCAACUUUUAAUGUCACAGAAGUUUCAGCAGUUCAGGGAGCUCUGCGAGGAGAACCUGAACCCCAACAUCCAUCCUCGCCCCGUGGCUUCCGACCUGGCUGGUUUCUGGGAUAUGCUUCAGUUGUCCAUUGAGAACAUCAGCUUGAAGUUUGAUGAGCUUCAUCAACUCAGGGCCAAUAACUGGAGACCUCUAGAUCCUCCUGAAAGAAAGCUCCAGCGAAAUGAAGUCAAUUCAGUCGCCAUUUUUCCACGAUACGGACACCGCCAUUUGGAGCCAGACGAGGAAAGGCGCCUUCCACCUCCAGUGCCAAGAAAGCCCCACAAGGGCCCCCACCAACACCCCCCUCUGGUCAGGGACCGCUCGCUGGAGAGCUCCGAGAAGCAAAGGCAAGAAGCCAGGAAGCGACUGAUGGCAGCCAAAAGGGCGGCCUCUGUCCGGCAGAACUCUGCCACAGAGAGCGCCGAUAGCAUUGAGAUCUACAUCCCUGAGGCACAAACGAGGUUAUGAGGACACCAACAGGGACAAACAGUUGGACUCACAAGUCCCCCCACACAAAAAUGUACAGUCGUUCACACUACGGUGCAGAAUAGGGGAGCCAGCUUAUUAUUUCAACCUCUUCCCUUGUUAUUGUCGCUUCUCACCUGAUCAGCAGAGAAGUCACGAUAUUUACUUACAGGAUUCCACAGGUCUUUAUAUUCAGCCCACACUAAAAGGUAUGAACCCAAAAUAUUCCUUUAUGUAAACACUUGUGGUAGAGUUUUUACAUUUUUUAUUACAGCUUUAUUAUUUAUUCAAAUCUAUUUACAUUAACAGCCAAAUAAAAUAAAUAAAACUAUAAGUAAUCCAGUAUAGGACUUCCCUCUGUGACAAUUUCAACAGUAUAUUUUUAUUUGUUGGUUAUUUAUUAAUUUUGUUGUGUGUACCUUAUUUUCAUUUCAGUCGUGUUCUGAACAUUUUUAUAUUAUUUUAUUUAUUCGGCAAAAUUAUACCGAACAAUAAGUUCUUCAAACUAUCUUAGGCAUAAACCAGUGAUGGUUCAAGCAGAAAUAAGCCUUGUGAGGAUCUGAAGCGUUUACUAAAUCCACAUAAAUAUGUAUCCACACUCAAAUUUUAGGAAGACCACUUUAUAAAAGAGAAAAACAAAACCCAGCUGCUUGGAAGCAAAUGAUAAGAAAUGACAAGACUUUUGCACAGCUGUUUUUUUUUUUUUAUCCAGUGACUACCCGUACAUGGGAGUUUCCUUAAUAAUGUAAUUCACAGUGACUUUCUUCAUGAGGCUGCUGCACUUUUGUUUGCAACCUGCUGAUCUUGCAAGCCAGGCAUUACCCACAAACCCUGUGGGCUUGCACAGUACAAAUACACAAUCUAAAAAAACUCUUAAUUAAAAUCCCAGGAGUCAAUUUCUAUCUGUUUUGUUUUCAGUUGGCAUCUGUGCAGAAAUACAAAACUCAAGCCCAGGUCUCAAAAUGCAAACUGAACACAUUCUGUGCAGUCUUACUCAAAGGAAGAGCUUAACCUGCUUCACCUGCCUAGAUAGUACACAGGAUUAUGACGUGACAUGCUGAUAAACAACUGGUCCUGUAGGAUUUGACAUUCUGGAUUAUUGCUAUGAGCAACAGCGUAACAGUUGUCUUCUUAAUUCCCUUCAGCUCUGAUCAUCACUGUUCAGAUAGACAAUAAUAACUAGAAAAGUUGCAUUACCUUUGAUAAUUCCUGUGUCAAUGCUCUUAGUCGCUGAAGAUGCUGAAGCUUUUUAGUGAAAAUGGUGACACAAUGUAUUUUAAUUGCUGAAAGGAUUUGCGGAAAAUUCAAAUGCUAUUUGCGAAAUGUUAAAUUUGCUAAAAGAAUGGAAUUGUUUUUAAAGAACUAUGUGGAAGAGCAUUGUAGUUGGCCUAAAUUUAGGAAAAAUGUGUAGUAAAAUUGCUUUAAAAUCCCUAAUACAUGCCACUUUUGCUAAAAUAUUUAGUGAGUUGCUUAAAUAUGAGCAGAACUCCAAAUUAGCCCCAAAACUUAGUA